Messenger RNA from Vanessa atalanta (red admiral), 2182 nucleotides. RefSeq names its product BTB/POZ domain-containing protein 3 (gene lute). Gene Ontology annotation, biological process: neurogenesis. Lineage: Eukaryota; Metazoa; Arthropoda; Insecta; Lepidoptera; Nymphalidae. The transcript is spliced from 7 exons. The coding region runs from base 122 to 1912 and encodes 596 amino acids. Gene Ontology annotation, molecular function: protein binding. Gene Ontology annotation, cellular component: cytosol. The record is from RefSeq and is a predicted model, not a curated record.
UUGUACAAUAACUUCGUUGUAUCGAACGUUUACUAGUCAAUUAUUUCUCUAGUCUUACUGUUAUUUGUGUAGUGUUGUGAAAGUUUGUACCGGUCAUGUCUUUUGGUGGAAAUGGAAUGAAAUGAAGGGAAGAACCACGCGAAUACCGAAGAUAUUACCAGUUGUAGUGGGAAAAAUAUUUUUACGUUGGAUUUUUACCAAAGCUGAUCUAUUGUUCUUCAUAUAUCGUGUUUUUUGGUAUGCGUUUAAUACCCGGUCAUCGAUGAAUAGCAGUGUAGACUUCUUCGAGAGUCUCAUCGACGAAGAUGGACGUUUCGCGGAACUUAACUGUCAAGAGCCGUCGCAACGCGGUCAACGGCGACGGACUAACAAUACAGUACAACGAGUGAGACCCUUGAACCAAGCCGAAAACAUCAACAAUGGAGGUGGUUUAUCCCUUUCACCUCCUCAUACAAUAUCUCAACGUGAGACGGGAACUCAAGUUUCCCAAUGCUACAGUGGACCUCCUUCCCCAUGUGGAUCGACAAGUUCAACACCGUCACCUACUAUAUCACCGGCACCUCCCCCUGGAACCGCGACGCUUGACCCCAACUGGCAAGCAACCAAGCCCACGGUCAGAGAGAGAAAUGCGGCAAUGUUUAAUAAUCAAUUAAUGGCUGAUAUCACAUUUGUUGUUGGAGGGCUAGGGCACACACAAGUUAUACCUGCACAUAAGUAUGUUCUGGCGACUGGUAGCUCAGUAUUUUACGCUAUGUUUUAUGGUGGUCUAGCAGAAUGCAAACAAGAAAUAGAAGUACCUGAUGUUGAACCCUCAGCAUUCCUUACAUUACUAAAGUAUUUAUAUUGUGAUGAAAUUCAAUUAGAAGCUGAUACAGUGCUAUCGACACUAUAUGUUGCUAAAAAAUACAUUGUUCCACAUCUUGCGAGAGCCUGCGUUAAUUAUUUGGAAACCAGUCUAACGGCAAAAAAUGCCUGUUUGCUGUUAAGCCAGUCUCGUUUAUUUGAAGAACCAGAACUUAUGCAAAGGUGCUGGGAAGUAAUUGAUGCACAGGCUGAGAUGGCUCUUACAUCUGAAGGUUUUGUGGACAUUGAUGUGUCUACUUUAGAAUCGGUAUUGGCAAGAGAAACUCUCAACUGCAAGGAAAUAAAUUUGUUUGAAGCAGCUUUAGCAUGGGCCCAUGGUGAAUGUCUGAGAAGAGAAAUAGAUGUUACACCAUCAAAUAAAAGAGCAAUGCUUGGUAGUGCCAUUUAUUUGAUCAGAUUCCCAACCAUGACAUUGGAAGAAUUUGCAAACAGUGCAGCACAAUUGGGCAUUCUAACACCUCAAGAGACUAUUGACAUUUUUUUACAUUUUACUGCAUCAAGUAAACCAAUAUUGUCUUAUCCUGUAAAAGCUAGGGCUGGACUUAAAGCUCAGAUUUGUCACAGAUUUCAGUCUUGUGCAUAUAGAAGUAAUCAAUGGAGAUAUAGAGGCCGCUGUGACUCAAUUCAGUUUUGUGUUGACAAGAGAAUAUUUGUUGUUGGAUUUGGACUUUAUGGCUCAUCAAAUGGUGCUGCUGACUACAAUGUCAAAAUUGAAUUGAAACGGUUAGGAAGAGUAUUAGCUGAACAUAAUACCAAAUUCUUUUCUGAUGGCUCAAGUAACACUUUCCAUGUAUACUUUGAAAAUCCAAUACAAAUUGAACCAGAAUGCUUUUACACCGCAUCAGCAAUACUUGAUGGGAGUGAAUUGAGUUACUUUGGACAAGAAGGCUUGAGCGAAGUUUAUAUGGGAACUGUAACAUUCCAAUUUCACUGUUCAUCUGAGAGUACAAAUGGGACAGGAGUUCAAGGUGGUCAGAUACCAGAACUCAUAUACUAUGGUCCAACAGUAAACACAACAAUGGCCAAUACAAAUACCAAUGAGGACUGACACUUGAGUAGACUGGGACCUUUUAACUAUUACUCAGUAUGAUGGUGACACUUGACAAAAUGCUAUUAAGGUGUUAUAAUAUUCAUAAAGAUUAAGUCAUUCCCAUGUUAAAUUAUUUUGUUGAAUAAAAAUCUUGUGUAUAUUGUUGAAAAUGAAUAGCAGUUAAGUACCUAUGAAUGUGAUAUGGGUGUUGUAAAGCUCUCUAGAUAUUUGUAGAUGUAGAAAAUUAGUAAUAUUUGCACCAGUUCAUUGCAAUAAAUUAAAAUAGCU